UGUAUACUUUAAAGCAAAAACUGCGGGAGCCAAAGCCAUUGACGCCUUUGCAUUGAAACACACGUCAAAAUCCGACAAGUACGAUAUACCCUCAAGAUCUCUGCAGAAAACUCGACGCUUUUCUUGUUCAUCUGUUCACUUUGGAAGGUUCUUUUCGGUUUUGCUGUGGAGGAAGAUUGUUUCCGAUAUGACGGAGGAGAAUGACAAGUACGAUAAAGAGUUGGAUUUGGCUGUUAGAAUUGUGCAUUUGGCUUGUUCUUUAUGUCAAAAGGUGCAACAAAGCUUGGUUUCUGCUGCUUCUCGACAGGUUUUGGCUAAAGAUGAUGAUUCUCCUGUUACUGUUGCAGACUGGAGUGUCCAAGCAACUGUUAGUUGGCUGCUUUCCGAAUUCUUGGAAGGUCAGUGUGUGUCCAUUGUUGCUGAAGAAGAUGUCCAAACACUCUCCAAGACGGAUGCAGCAAGUUUACUUGCAGCUGUUGUGAACACUGUGAAUGAAUGCUUAACUGAAGCACCAAAGUAUGGUCUUCAGUGUCCAAAGAAAGGUCUCGAGACUUCACAAAUUCUUGAGGCUAUAAGUCGAUGCAACUCAACUGGGGGCCCAACUGGGAGACAUUGGGUGCUGGACCCUGUUGACGGGACAUUGGGAUUUAUACGUGGUGACCAAUAUGCUGUAGCUCUAGCCUUGAUCGAGGAUGGGAAGCUAGUUCUCGGAGUUCUUGGGUGUCCUAAUUACCCUAUGAAAAAGGAAUUGUUGAAUUAUAAUCAUCAGCAUGGCCAAACUAUGCCGAAGACUCCACCAUCUUCUGAUAUUUGGCAAAAAGGAUGUGUGAUGUAUGCAAAGAGAGGAAGUGGUCAGGCAUGGAUGCAACCAUUGAUCCAAGGGGAUAGAAAAUUUGAAUGGCCAAAUUCUGCUACGUUGGUACAUGCUUCUCCUGUUGAUGACCCAUCUCUGGCGACUUUUUGUGAACCCGUGGAAAAGGCAAAUUCAAACCACUUGUUUACAGCGGGACUUGCUAACAGCAUAGGUCUCAAAAACCAACCUAUGCGAGUCCAUAGCAUGGUAAAAUAUGCAGCAAUAGCCCGGGGCGAUGCUGAGGUUUUUAUAAAGUUUGCAAGAUCUGGGUACAAAGAGAAGAUAUGGGACCACGCUGCUGGUGUUGUCAUCGUAGAAGAGGCUGGUGGGGUUGCAACGGAUGCAGGAGGUCGCCCCUUGGACUUCAGUGGGGGAUUGUACUUAGAAGGUCUUGACCGGGGGAUUAUUGCUUGCUCUGGGCCGAUACUGCAUGAUAAAAUCAUUGGGGCUGUAUAUGCGAGCUGGGAUUCUUCUAAUCUAUGAGACUUCCUAUAUCUUGCCAAUGCAGUAAUACUGGAGUAUUAUAUGUUGAUUUUAUGAUGUGUCUUCAUCAAACUAUUUCAGGGCAAGCAUAUUCCGAGAAGGAUGUUGAUGAUGCUGCCAAUACCACUUACAAAUGACUUAGUGUCUGCUGAAAUAUAUUCUCGAAAAUUCCCAAGGAGGCCGGAGAACAUAUGGAUGCUGCCUCAUCUUUUGAUUACAUUUUCCCCGGUGAGAGCUAAAGUCAUGAACUAUUCCAACUACAAUCGGAAGCAUCAUCGUU
Messenger RNA from Hibiscus syriacus, 1616 nucleotides. Its product is annotated as PAP-specific phosphatase HAL2-like. The transcript has 5 exons. Bases 188 to 1336 code for a protein of 382 amino acids. Gene Ontology annotation, molecular function: 3'(2'),5'-bisphosphate nucleotidase activity. Gene Ontology annotation, biological process: sulfate assimilation; phosphatidylinositol phosphate biosynthetic process. The record is from RefSeq and is a predicted model, not a curated record. NCBI's taxonomy places the organism in Eukaryota, Viridiplantae, Streptophyta, Magnoliopsida, Malvales, Malvaceae.